AUGGUCUAUCAACCUCGUAUCAGCAAAGGGUGUGGCAAUUGUCGCACCCGCAGAAUUAAAUGUGAUCGAGCAGAACCAACAUGUUCGCAAUGUGUGCGAGCAUUCUUCUCUUGUCCAGGCUACCGCGAUCUGCAACAACUGCAUUAUCGCAAUGAGAACGAGAAAGUCAGGUUCCGGGUGCGAUCAGCUCAGUACAGUACUGAGCGACAAGUCGGUUUGGCAAAGGAAACCGGGCCACAAAGUCGCCAAGCCUUCAAAGCCGCGGUUGUUGCUCAGUCUCUACAAUCUCUCCCUGCAUCCCUGUCAUCGUCCACCUCCGCUGAGUCGGUCGGCUUUUUCUUCCGGUACUACGUUCUUGAAGAUGGCCACAAUAUCCCUAUCUAUUUGAGUGCCUCCCAGAUGGAAGUGCUGGCAGCAAACAGCCCGUCAGUCAUGCAGAGUCUGGUCGCAGUGGGCUUAGCAGGGCUGUCUAAUAUCAAAAAGUCCCCUGAUUUGAUGAGUAAAGCAACUGAGGAAUAUACACGAGCACUGCAUCUAAUUAACGGCGCUUUAAAAGAUGAAGCUCAGCGCAAGAGUGAUGCUACACUAGCGGCUACAAUGCUUCUUGGCAUGUUUGAGGUCCUGACUUGCAACACUCCUUCCUCUUUAGAGUCAUGGGCCCAGCAUAUUCGUGGUGCCUCAGCCCUUAUAGAAAUGAGAGGGGCCGAGCAGAUCAAAUGGAUCGUUGGCAUGAGAAUGUUCACCCACCUGCGAGUGCAGAUCAUAGCCAGCUGCUUGCACUGGCGCCUUUCCAUUCCGGCAUCGAUUGUGCACUGGUCUCUCCAGGCUAUGACAGAGAGAUCAGUAGCGGACGCGAAAGCGGAUGAGCUGGUUGAUCUGGUUGCCCACGUUGCCCGACUGCUAUCCCAAGCACGAAUGAACUUGGCGUCUGAUAUAGUAUCCUCGGCAGCAACUAUUGACAGAUACCUUCGCCAGUGGAGACAGACUCUUCCGCCUCGAUGGGCCUACCAGACCGUACCAGGGCCUCCCGUGCGCAACAGGAGCCCGUCUCAUAUAAAGUUCUACUAUACCCACGUAUAUCAUAUAUACCCUGAUCUUUGGGCAUGCAAUAUCUGGAACUUUUAUCGAAGCGCUCGCAUACUACUCAACCAAUUGAUGCUGAACAGUGCGGAGAUAGGUGAUCAAGCAGAAAAUGUCCAGAUAAGAGAAACUGUGGCCCAGUUGAGUACAGAAAUUGCAGAAAGCGUUCCUUUCGCACUUAAACUUGUAGACAGCAGAGCCACAAAUUUUCCCUCGCUUGACCACUGUCUUGGGGGAUUUACGAUUUUAUGGCCCCUAUACGUGGCGGCCAAUACAAACCCUUUAGGCUCUACAUUGCGGGAAUGGGUAGUUGAACGAUUCGAGACGAUUGGGAAUGACAUGGGUAUAGGGCAGGCCCAUUUCAUGGCCAGAACUCUACGAAACACGUGUGCCCCUGUCCCCUAAUCAGCAGUGCCCCUUCUUUCGUCUGUGGAUAUUCUAAGAGAGUGGGCUCAAUAUACUUGUUAUAGGAGGUGCGGUAUUCUAUGCCCUAUGUCGCAUCAUCUCUGUGGAUCAUUAUCGUAUAAUAAUCGACUAUGUACAGCGUUUCACCCUUUCCAGCAAACAGCCUUUUAAGGGCCCCCGGAAAUGUAACAAUAUUACAUAUUCUUGGGAAAGACUAUAUCUACAAAUGGCUCUGUUGGGGUGCAGAUGCCCCAACCAAUCUCAUUAACCUGAAGAGCAGGCUCACGUCACCCUCUGAACUGUUAUCUGGGAUGCCUCCACGCCCAUUCAAUAUCUCCACCAAUUCGUUCUUUGUGAGGGUUAAACGCAAACUGGAUGUGCCAAUCGACCUGUCCUGACCUGUUGUGAUACGAUAUGUCAACGCCCCGUU
Aspergillus pseudonomiae is the source of this 1915-nucleotide messenger RNA. Its product is annotated as Zn(II)2Cys6 transcription factor. Bases 1 to 1485 code for a protein of 494 amino acids. The transcript has 4 exons. The record is from RefSeq and is a predicted model, not a curated record. Gene Ontology annotation, biological process: regulation of DNA-templated transcription. Gene Ontology annotation, molecular function: DNA-binding transcription factor activity, RNA polymerase II-specific; zinc ion binding. Lineage: Eukaryota; Fungi; Ascomycota; Eurotiomycetes; Eurotiales; Aspergillaceae.